Messenger RNA from Macadamia integrifolia, 1761 nucleotides. RefSeq lists its product as uncharacterized. Gene Ontology annotation, cellular component: cytoplasm. Bases 46 to 1518 code for a protein of 490 amino acids. The record is from RefSeq and is a predicted model, not a curated record. Gene Ontology annotation, biological process: protein ubiquitination. The transcript has a single exon. NCBI's taxonomy places the organism in Eukaryota, Viridiplantae, Streptophyta, Magnoliopsida, Proteales, Proteaceae. Gene Ontology annotation, molecular function: ubiquitin protein ligase activity.
AAUAGUUACUCUCAAAUCUGAAAGCUUUUUCAAUUUUUCUCUCCCAUGGCGGAGGUUUCAAACAUUCACUUUCCCGAGGAAGACGACGAUGGAGAAGAAGUAGUAGAGGAAGUAGAAAUCCCAGAAUCAUCUUCGGUCCAUUACUGUUUCAACAGAAACUUCGAUCUUGAUCAUGGCGACAUCUUCGCCUCCGAUUCAUUCUCUCCACAGUUCUCCGAUUUCAUACCCUCAGAUCACUCCUUCCAUUCUCACAUUCUCUCCGACGACCGAGACGUCGAAGAAAUUCGUGACCAUGAACCGUGCCUUUAUGUUGUAGAUGGUGAUGAUUCUUACUCUGAUUCCGUCACCGACGUCAAUUACUUCAACAACGAUGAUCAGGUAAACUUCGGCAUAGAUUUGGUUCAACGACGCGUAGAGCAAUCGCAUGUUUCUGAUAAAAACGAUAGGUAUACAACUAAUCCGUUCUCUGAAAAUCUAAUAAACGAAUCGGGUUUUGGGGAUCUUGAGGCUGGGGAUAGUGAAAUGAACGCCGAUUACGUGGAGCUAGGGUUAGGGUGGGGUUUCACUGCACAUGGCGAAGGGGAGGAUGAAAAUGAAAGCUUUAUGAUUACCGAUUGCGGGGGCGAGUUCUUUGUGAGCGAUCGGCGUUCUGUCUCUGAAUCGGGUGAGUCUUCCACGGUUCAUGCUGCGGAACCUUUUGUGGGAGGUCUCCGAGUUGUUGGGAUUGGAUCCGAUUCGGAUGAGGAGGAGGGAGGAGGAUUGGGGGUUGAUUUGCAUUCCUGUGAUGAUGACGAGCUCGAUCGGGUACCGGACGAUAUGGGUCUUCCUCUUUGCUGGGAUUGUCUCCGAUUGGAUGAUCAGAGGGAGGCAAACGAGGAUUUUGAGUGGGAGGAAGUGGAUGAGAGGAUCGAUGAGAGGGAGGUUCUGAGCAUGGUUAUUGAUGUCGAUGAGGACAGAUCGGUUUUGACGGAUAUCCGAACUGGAGAAGAAGAAUCAAGGGAAGACAGGGAAGAAAGCAUUAGAAAUCUGGAGUGGGAAGUUCUUUUGGCCGUCAACAAUCUGGAGAGGAACACAGAAUUGGAGCAUGAGAUUGAAUCCUAUCAUGAUACUGAAUCCUUUCUUGCUGAGGAUUACAUUUACACUGCAGAGUAUGAGAUGCUUUUUGGGCAAUUCACAGGGACCGAAAGUGCACUGAGAGGGAGUCCUCCAGCUGCCAAAUCAGUUGUUGAGAAUCUGCCAUCAAUAUUCUUAACACAAGAUGAUGUAAAGAACAACAAUGUCCUAUGUGCUGUUUGUAAGGACGAUAUCUCCACAGAGGAAGAGGCCAAACGGCUUCCUUGUUCCCACCACUACCAUGGGGAUUGCAUUAUUCCAUGGCUCAACAUCAGGAACACGUGCCCUGUUUGUCGGUUUGAGUUGCCUACGGAUGAUCCUGACUACGAACAGAGGAGAACCCGAAGGGCUGGUCGUCGCCUGCUGGUGGAUUCUCAGGUCAGAAGUGGUUUUGAAAUAUUUUGAGCAUUAGGAUGUGCAAAUGUUGAUAUAGUUUUCCUCUUUUUCAUUGUUGCUGUUUAUGUUUAUUCCGAGUGAAGUGAUAGAGCUGUGCUGUUUUAGCUUGUGAUUUUAGGCUUUUUUUUGUUUUUUUGUUUUCCCUUUUCUUAUUUAUAUAAAUUAUUAUCUAUAUUGUCCUCUUUAUACAUGGUUAGUUGUACACCAACAUCACUUUCAAAUUAAAAUAUAGAUUUUGAAUAUGUUUUAGCA